Messenger RNA from Vombatus ursinus (common wombat), 2513 nucleotides. It is a transcript of the gene UGP2, whose product is annotated as UDP-glucose pyrophosphorylase 2. The record is from RefSeq and is a predicted model, not a curated record. NCBI's taxonomy places the organism in Eukaryota, Metazoa, Chordata, Mammalia, Diprotodontia, Vombatidae. The transcript is spliced from 10 exons. Gene Ontology annotation, molecular function: UTP:glucose-1-phosphate uridylyltransferase activity. Bases 125 to 1618 code for a protein of 497 amino acids. Gene Ontology annotation, biological process: glycogen metabolic process; UDP-alpha-D-glucose metabolic process. Gene Ontology annotation, cellular component: cytoplasm.
AAGAAGAGGAGGGCGCCUCCGAGGGGACACGUCCUCUCUGCCGGUGCAGAGCCUUCUCCCUGGGGCACCGUCGACGUGCCCUAGCCCGGAGGCCUGAGGAGUGGAGGAAGAUCUUAGCAAAGCAAUGUCUCAAGGUGGUACUUCCCAGUUCCAAGAAGUCAUCCGACAAGAGCUGGAAUUAUCAGUGAAGAAGGAACUAGAGAAAAUACUUUCAACUGCACCACAAAAUGAAUCUGAGCAUACUAAAAAAGACCUUGAAGGAUUUCGGAAGUUAUUCCAUAGAUUCUUACAAGAAAAGGGACCUUCUGUGGAUUGGGGAAAAAUCCAGAGGCCUCCAGAGGAUUCGAUUCAGCCUUAUGAGAAGAUAAAGGCCAGAGGCUUACCUGAUAAUAUAGCUUCUGUCCUGAAUAAGUUGGUGGUGGUAAAACUCAAUGGUGGUUUGGGAACUAGCAUGGGCUGUAAAGGCCCCAAAAGUCUCAUUGGUGUGCGGAAUGAAAAUACCUUUUUGGAUCUGACAGUUCAGCAAAUUGAGCACUUGAACAAAACAUACAACACAGAUGUUCCUCUUGUUUUGAUGAACUCUUUUAACACUGAUGAAGAUACGAAAAAAAUACUUCAGAAGUACAGUCAUUGCCGUGUGAAAAUCUACACUUUUAAUCAAAGCAGGUACCCUAGAAUUAAUAAAGAAUCUUUACUGCCUGUAGCAAAGGAUGUGUCUUACUCAGGGGAAAAUACAGAAGCAUGGUAUCCUCCAGGUCAUGGUGACAUUUACGCCAGUUUCUACAAUUCUGGUUUGCUUGAUACUCUUAUAGGAGAGGGAAAGGAGUACAUUUUCGUGUCCAACAUAGAUAAUUUGGGUGCCACAGUGGAUCUAUAUAUUCUUAACCAUCUUAUGAAUCCACCCAAUGGAAAACGUUGCGAAUUUGUCAUGGAAGUCACAAACAAGACAAGAGCAGAUGUAAAGGGUGGCACCCUCACACAAUACGAAGGCAAACUAAGGUUGGUGGAAAUCGCUCAAGUGCCAAAAGCCCACGUUGAUGAAUUCAAGUCUGUAUCAAAAUUCAAAAUAUUUAACACAAACAACCUGUGGAUCUCACUAGCAGCAGUCAAGAGACUGCAGGAGCAGAACGCCAUUGAUAUGGAGAUCAUUGUCAAUCCAAAGACCUUGGAUGGAGGCCUAAAUGUUAUUCAGUUGGAGACUGCAGUUGGAGCUGCUAUUAAAAGUUUUGAGAAUUCUCUUGGCAUUAAUGUUCCCCGAAGCCGUUUUCUGCCUGUUAAAACUACAUCCGAUCUUCUACUUGUGAUGUCAAAUCUCUACAGCCUUAAUGCAGGAUCCUUAACGAUGAGUGAAAAACGAGAGUUUCCUACUGUGCCCUUGGUUAAAUUAGGAAGCUCUUUUACAAAGGUCCAGGAUUACCUAAGGCGGUUUGAAAGUAUACCAGAUAUGCUUGAACUGGAUCAUCUCACGGUGUCUGGAGAUGUGACAUUUGGCAAGAAUGUCUCAUUAAAGGGAACGGUUAUCAUCAUUGCAAACCAUGGUGACAGAAUUGAUAUCCCUCCUGGAGCUGUGUUAGAGAAUAAAAUUGUAUCUGGUAACCUUCGGAUCUUGGACCACUGAAGAAAAAAAUAUUCUGUAUACUUUAUUGAUUAUGAGUUAAAUUGUUUUUCACAAAUGGAAUGUUCAAUAAGGUUUGAGAAUAGAGGCAGGUGCUUUAUCCACUAUUUCACUGUACCCUGAAGUAUUAAUUUUUAAAGUAGCGGUUUUCUGCAGUAUGCUCUUAUUUAAAAGCACAGAUGGACAUUUGAAAGCAAUACUACUACUUUUUUGAAGAGGUCUGUAUGUCAUUAACUUUUAAGUGCAAUAUUGCUGGUCUUAACAAGGGAAUGGCUCUGCUGGAAGAUCUUUUGACAGAGGCCUGCCUGGCUCUGGUCAUUUUGAACUGCUUGUAAUUUAAAAAUAAAGCUGUGAAGCAAUAUAUAUGUGCACAUUUAUAAUUUUUCAAUUAGAUCAUUUUUAUGAAGUAAUCUUUCACUAUUGCAGAAUAGAUAUUUAAAAGACUGGAAAGGCUUGAAAUUGUAGUACUUAAAUUUUUGCAUCUAUGAGAAUCUUGUUUGGUUUUAUCUAUAUACAAAAUGGAUUAAUACCUCAUCAUGUUUCAUUGUGAGGAUGUAGAUUAGCCAGUUUUAUUUCCUUCCAAAGAAUGUGUUUAUUCAAGCCUCUGUGUGUGUGUGUGUGUGUGUGUGUGUGUUGUUUUUUUUUUUUGCUUGGUGGGAAUUGGUUAUUGGAUUGGAUUUGGCUCCUUUCUGCCUCUCUCCUCCUCUUCCCAUCUCUCCUGUGGGGUCAGUGAGUAGUAAGCAAUGCUUUCUGCUUAUCCUCUUCUUUCCUUUUGCUGCACCGUCCCUUUAUGGUUUUGGGUUUGUUAUUUUAAAAAAAUCAUACACUGAAGCAAUCUUCAGGAGGAAAGAGAUGAAUCAAGUUUCUCAGAAUGGCCAAAUAAAGCUCACAAACAGCA